Molecule: messenger RNA, 1647 nt
Organism: Sceloporus undulatus (fence lizard)
Lineage: Eukaryota; Metazoa; Chordata; Lepidosauria; Squamata; Phrynosomatidae
Gene: PDLIM3
Product: PDZ and LIM domain 3
Exons: 8
Coding region: 139-1353 (404 amino acids)
Biological process (GO): heart development; actin cytoskeleton organization; muscle structure development
Cellular component (GO): Z disc; adherens junction; stress fiber
Molecular function (GO): actin binding; muscle alpha-actinin binding
Source: RefSeq, a predicted model, not a curated record
UAAAGGAGGGCUGGGAGGCAGGGAGGGAAGGACAGCCCAGCAGCACCCCAAGGACACAGGAGGAGGAGGAGGAGGAGGAAGGAGAAGCCCCUUUGGAAGCAAAAGGCUAAAUAAUACAGGGCCAAGAAAGGGCUGGAAAUGCCCCAAAACGUCCUCCUCCCAGGACCAGCGCCAUGGGGCUUCAGGCUGACUGGAGGGACAGACUUCAACCAGCCCCUCCUCAUCUCCAGGAUUACUCCGGGAAGCAAAGCUUCACAAGCAAAUCUAUGUCCCGGUGACAUCAUUAUAGCUAUUGAUGGCUAUAGCACAGAGAACAUGACUCACAAUGAUGCACAGGAGAGAAUUAAAGCAGCCUCACAUCAGCUGUGUUUGAAGAUUGAAAGAGGAGAGACAAAAUUGUGGUCUCCACAAGUAUCAGAAGAUGGGAAGCCGCAUCCAUUCAAAAUAAACCUGGAAGCUGAACCACAGGAAUUCAAGCCUAUUGGUACAGCUCACAACAGGAGAGCCCAGCCUUUUGUUGCGGCUGCAAAUCUGGAUGACAAAAGGCAGGUGGUGAGUUCUGCCUAUAACUCUCCAAUUGGGCUGUAUUCAUCUGGCAAUAUACAUGAUGCUCUCCAUGGACAGCUGCGGGGCCUAAUACCAAACGCCUCUGAAAAUGUAUGCAGUACUCCUUCUGGUAUUGACGGCGGCAGCGGACGUAGCACGCCCUCUUCAGUUAGCACUGUUAGCACUAUUUGUCCAACUGAGUUGAAAGCUGCAGCUAAGAUGGCCCCCAACAUUCCUUUAGAAAUGGAACUUCCUGGUGUCAAGAUUGUACAUGCUCAAUUUAACACACCUAUGCAAUUGUAUUCAGAUGACAAUAUUAUGGAAACACUGCAAGGGCAGGUUUCUACAGCACUGGGGGAAGUAACCCCAAUAAGUGACCCAGUCCCACCAGCGGUGCCCCAGUCUGACGUUUACAGAAUGCUCCAUGACAAUCAGCAAGGACCUAGUCAGCCACGCCAGUCUGGUUCCUUUAAAGUGCUCCAAGACAUGGUCUCUGAAGAGUCUGAUGGAAGGCCCGUUGGUACAAGGAGUGUGAAGGCACCAGUAACAAAGGUGGCUGCUGGUGGAGGAAGUGUACCUAAAGUGCCUUUGUGUGACAAGUGUGGAAAUGGAAUUGUCGGUCCAGUUGUUAAAGCACGAGAUAAGCACAGGCAUCCAGAAUGUUUCGUGUGCUCCGACUGUAGCCUCAACCUGAAGCAGAAAGGCUACUUCUUUGUGGAGGGGCAGUUAUACUGUGAAACUCAUGCAAGGGCUCGCAUGAGGCCCCCAGAGGGAUAUGAAGCUGUCACUGUUUAUCCCAAGGCUUAACUGUUUGGAGAUGGAAAUAUCUGCAUGCACACAUAAAGUGAUGUCAGCUUACACCAGCAACGCAACUGCCUGGAUCCAGCCUACUUGCUCUUUAAAAUUGGGGAGGGGGGAUGGAGAAGUUGGGGAAGGAUGAUAUUUCUGAUAGCUCAUGCUGGUAUGUGUAUAUAUGUGUGUGUGUGUGUGGAACAGUUUCGAAGGUUUUGCUACCAUGCCUACCAAUGUAAUAUGACAGAAGAUAAUGUUAAGAUGAUAUACUGUACUAUAUUAAACAGCCGCUGAAUACUUAGAUGUUUA